Rhinolophus ferrumequinum (greater horseshoe bat) is the source of this 5164-nucleotide messenger RNA. It is a transcript of the gene SH3RF1, whose product is annotated as SH3 domain containing ring finger 1. The transcript is spliced from 12 exons. The record is from RefSeq and is a predicted model, not a curated record. Lineage: Eukaryota; Metazoa; Chordata; Mammalia; Chiroptera; Rhinolophidae. The coding region runs from base 240 to 2885 and encodes 881 amino acids. Gene Ontology annotation, molecular function: protein binding.
GCGUGAGGGGGGCGGUAGAGAGGAGUCUCCGGGGCCGCCGCCGCGUCAGACACACUGUGAGCGGCGAUCGCCGCGGGGCCGCAUCCGCAUCGGUUGCCUCCACCGCUGCGGGGCCGCGAACAAAGAGGAGGAGCCGAGGCGCGAGAGCAAAGUCUGAAAUGGAUGUUACAUGAAUUACUUUAAAGGCUGCAUACAACUAUGAACAUUGCUGAAGCUUUUCCUUAGCAAACUCGUUAAACAUGGAUGAAUCUGCCUUGUUGGAUCUUCUGGAGUGUCCUGUGUGUCUAGAGCGGCUUGAUGCUUCUGCAAAAGUCUUGCCUUGUCAGCAUACGUUUUGCAAACGAUGUUUGCUGGGGAUCGUAGGUUCCCGAAAUGAACUCAGAUGUCCCGAGUGCAGAACUCUUGUUGGCUCGGGUGUUGAGGAGCUCCCAAGUAACAUCCUGCUGGUCAGACUUCUGGAUGGCAUCAAGCAGAGGCCUUGGAAACCUGGCCCUGGUGGAGGCAGUGGAACGAACUGCACAAAUGCUUUGAGGGCUCAGAGCAGCAAUGUGGCUAACUGUAGCUCAAAAGAUCUGCAGAGCUCCCAGGGUGGACAGCAGCCGCGGGUGCAAGCCUGGAGCCCCCCAGUGAGGGGUAUACCUCAGUUACCAUGUGCCAAAGCAUUGUACAACUACGAAGGGAAAGAGCCUGGAGAUCUGAAAUUCAGCAAAGGUGACAUCAUCAUUUUGCGGCGACAAGUGGAUGAAAAUUGGUACCAUGGGGAAGUCAAUGGGAUCCAUGGCUUUUUUCCCACCAACUUUGUGCAGAUUAUCAAACCGUUACCUCAGCCCCCACCUCAGUGCAAAGCACUUUAUGACUUCGAGGUGAAAGAUAAGGAAGCAGACAAAGAUUGCCUUCCGUUUGCAAAGGAUGAUGUUCUGACUGUGAUCCGCAGAGUGGAUGAGAACUGGGCUGAAGGAAUGCUGGCAGACAAAAUAGGAAUAUUUCCAAUUUCAUAUGUUGAGUUCAACUCUGCUGCUAAGCAGCUGAUAGAGUGGGAUAAGCCUCCGGUGCCAGGAGGUGAUGCUGGAGAAGGCACCUCGGCGGCAGCUCAGAGCAGCGCUGCCCCGAAGCACUCUGACACCAAGAAGAACACCAAAAAGAGGCACUCCUUCACUUCCCUCACCAUGGCCAGCAAAUCCUCCCAGGCGUCCCAGAACCGCCACUCCAUGGAGAUCAGCCCUCCUGUUCUCAUCAGUUCCAGCAACCCCACCGCUGCGGCACGCAUCAGUGAGCUCUCGGGACUCUCUUGCAGUGCCCCUUCUCAGGUUCAUAUAAGUACCACCGGGUUAAUUGUGACCCCACCCCCAAGCAGCCCAGUGACGACUGGCCCUUCAUUCACUUUCCCAUCAGAUGUUCCCUACCCAGCUGCCCUUGGAACUAUGAAUCCUCCUCUUCCUCCACCCCCUCUGCUGGCCUCUACACCUGCAGGCGCGACUGCUGCUGCUGGAAUGGGACCCAGGCCCACAGCGGGACCCGCUGACCAGAUUGCACAUUUACGGCCUCAGACUCGCCCCAGUGUGUAUGUGGCUAUCUAUCCAUACACUCCCCGGAAAGAGGAUGAACUGGAGCUGAGAAAAGGGGAGAUGUUUUUAGUGUUCGAACGUUGCCAAGAUGGCUGGUUCAAGGGAACAUCAAUGCAUACCAGCAAGAUAGGGGUUUUCCCUGGCAAUUAUGUGGCACCAGUCACAAGGGCGGUGACAAAUGCUUCCCAAGCUAAAGUCCCUAUGUCUACAGCUGGUCAGACGAGUCGAGGGGUGACCAUGGUCAGUCCUUCCACGGCAGGAGGGCCUGCCCCGAAGCUCCAGGGAAAUGGUAUGGCCGGGAGUCCCGGUGUUGUCCCCACAGCUGUGGUGUCAGCAGCUCACAUCCAGACCAGUCCUCAGGCGAAGGUCUUGUUGCACAUGACUGGACAGAUGACAGUCAACCAAGCCCGCAAUGCUGUGAGGACAGUUGCGGCACACAACCAGGAACGGCCUACAGCCGCGGUGACGCCCAUCCAGGUACAGAGCGCCGCUGGCCUGGGCCCUGCGCCAGGUGGCCUGCCGCAUCAUGCCUUGGCCGCCUCCCAACCGCCGCCUCCAGUGGCAGGCCCGGCUGCCCACGCCGCCGCCGUCGGUCUGGGCCGAGCCAGUGCCCCCCUGGCCUGUGCUGCAGCGGCAUCCCUGGCCUCCCCCGGCGUCGCCGCCGCCUCUCUGGAGACCGAGCCCAGUGGCCGGGCAAUGACCAUUCUCUCUGGACUUCCCACGUCGCCUGACAGCGGCGCUGUAUCCGCUUGCGGGAGCAGUUCAACAGCCAAGCCAGACAAGGACAGCAAAAAAGAGAAAAAGGGGUUGUUGAAGUUGCUUUCUGGAGCCUCCACAAAACGUAGGACCCGAGUGUCGCCUCCAGCCUCACCCACCCUGGAAGUGGAGCUGGGUAGCAGUGAGUUGCCUCUGCAGGGAGCAGUGGGUCCUGAGCUGCCGCUAGGGGGCGCCCACAGCAGGGCCGGCUCCUGCCCCGCGGAUGGGGAUGGCCCCACCGCCGCAGUGGCUGCAGGCGCGGCUCUGGCCCAGGAUACUCUUCAUCGAAAGACUAGCUCCCUGGACUCCGCGGCUCCCAUUGCUCCACCUCCUCGUCAGCCCUGCUCCUCCCUGGGCUCUGUCAUGAAUGAGUCUAGGCCUGUUGUGUGUGAAAGGCACAGGGUGGUGGUUUCCUAUCCUCCUCAGAGUGAGGCCGAACUCGAACUUAAGGAAGGCGAUAUUGUGUUUGUUCAUAAAAAACGCGAGGAUGGCUGGUUCAAAGGCACAUUACAACGGAAUGGGAAAACUGGUCUUUUCCCAGGAAGUUUUGUGGAAAACAUCUGAGGAGACUUAACAUUGAGAAGGCUUGCAAUCGUAUCACACAACAAAAUAGCACAACACGAUGUGAUGGAAAGAGCACAUUUGUGGACUUCCAGAUGGUCAGGAGAUGAGCAAAGGAUGGGCGUGGGCCCCCAGUGCCCCCAGCACAUUUAGACCAGCAAACAGCGUGACAAAGAUGUGUGUGUGGGUUUUGUCACUCUGGAUUCUGAUGUGUAAGGUGUGCCUUGUACUGUCUGAUUUACUAUACAGAAAAACCUUUUUUUUUUUUUUUUUGAAAAAAAGAAAAAAAGGUAUGUAGCUAAAAUGGACAAUUGUUUACGAGGCUUAACUAAUUUAUUUGCUUUUUUAAACUUGAAUUUUUCUUGUACUCGAUAAAGUCUUUGGAUGAUGAUUUUAAGAAAUUAUUUAUGAAAUGAUAGCUAAGGAGAAGCUGGAUUAUCUCCUGUUCAGAGCAAGAGAUUCUUUUCGACCUAGAAUGAACCCCUUUUUCUCCCCCUGCCGGUGUUAUUUUUUGCUUUUUUUUAAGACAGAGAUGCCAGUUCCCCGAUACGGUUUUCCUCUUUGGGAAACCAAAACACACAACUGAAUCAGUAUCAGUAAAGGCCUGGGGUAGGGAGACAGAAACUUGAGAAAAGAGAAGUGAAACAAUUGCCUGUCUUUCUGGUUUGGUCAGGAAUCAUCCUUAAGACCUAGUCCUCAAUUUAAUUUUGUGGGUUUUAAAUUUUCCUAGAAUGAAAUCCAUGAAGCGAUAAGGAAGAGUAAAGCACAACCCUUGAACAAAAAUGUUUUCAGAAAUAUAUUUAGUUUUAUAAAGAGAAGCAGCUCAGUCCAUUGGUUGGAAAUUGGAAAAAUUGAAGUUGUACUCCUGUCUGAGAAUGGCUAUGAAAAGUAAUUGCCCAUUUUAACCCCAAGUGAUCUGCAUGUCCAGGACACAAUAAAGCGUUUGUGAGAUAGUGGUGGUAAGUGAUGCACUCGUGCUAACGUCAAAGGCGAUAAGAAACACUGUGAAAAGUUUACAUUCAUCCAUUGUGGGUCUCAUCCUACCGUCUUGCAUGUGUUACUGGAUUCCCACAGUAAUUGAGGCUGUGCAUGGUGUGUAGAUUUCAUUACAGUUUCCCGUCGAGGUGAGUUUGCCCUCAGAAUUGACCACUGCAGGAGCUGGAGAAUAAACAGUACUCUUUUUCUCUACCCCCAAAGCCACUACUGACCAAGGUCUCUGAGUGCACUCGCCCCCUCCUUGGCUAAGGCAUCCAUCAGCCGCGACACAGGGCAUUAGUGGAAAUGCUCCUUUGUGUCCCCCCAGCUGAUGGAUGGAAAGGCUGAGCCAGGAGGCUGCUCACAGCUGUGACUGUUCUCUGGCAGCUCCGGGAGACUUGGCGCGCGGGCGAGCGCCCACACCUUACAAUUGUGGCAGGACCCAGCUGAGCCCGUCUUUUUAUAUCCACUCUUUGAUGUUAUUGGCCUCUUCUACCCAUUUCAUUCCCCUGCCACGCAGUCGUGUGUCUGGGGAAUCCUAAAAACAAAAGGAGGGAAGGCAGCCUGGUAGUGAAUGAAACCAUUGCCACAGUUUUCUCAUGGAAAAAAAAACACAACAAAAACUUUUCAUAUCUUAACUUUUAAGAACUACAACUGGGAAAUAGAAACGUGAACUGAAAAGUCUUCUUGUAAUAGCAAGAGGUUUCAUGGUCUUAAAAUGAUAUAUGUGAUUGAAAUGAAAUCAUUCCUAAAUUAACCAUUUUUUAUAAGACACUGUACAUUAUGUUCCUGUGUGUUGAAUUUUUUUAAAAAAAUACUUUACUUGGAUAUUCAUGUAAUAUAUAAAGUUUUGGUGAAAUGAACUUUAGUUAGGAAAAAAGCUGACAUCAGCUUUCAUCUGUGUAGGUUGACACCAAUGUGUCAUGAUAUUCUUUAUUUUGGGAAAUUAGUGUAUUUUAUAAAAAUUUUAAAAAGUAAAAAGACUACUACAGGUUAAGAUAAUUUUUUUACCUGUCUUUUCUCCAUAUUUUAAGCUAUGUGAUUGAAGUACCUCUGUUAAUAGUUUCCUGGUAUGAAGUCGGUUAAAAUUUCAUCUGUUAAUAGAUCACUUAGAUAAUAUAACGUAUGGGUUUUCUAUUGUUUUUUUUUUUUUUUUUUUUUUUUUUUUUGAGACAGUAGAUGGAGAUUUUGUAACAAGGGCUUGUUACACAACGAUAGGGUAAUGAUAAAAUUGCAAUUUGUCAUUCCUUUUCAUGUUAAUAAUUUGAAGACUGGAGAAAAGGUUCAAGAUUAAAAUUUGAUGUUCA